AAGGAAGAAAGGAAGGAAGGUAGGAAGGAAGGAAGGAAGGUAGGAAGGAAGGAAGGAUGGAAGGAUGGAAGGAAGGAAGGACGGAAGGAAGGUAGGUUUGGGUUGCUAGGUAACUAAAGACAAUACUUCCUCAUCACCAACUCUUGGGACUGUGAGUCUUGCCCCGUUCAGCUGACAGGAGGACGGAGAGAAACAGGAAAUCAUCAUCCCCCUACCCAUAUAGCCUACUAUGUCGCCUGUGGACAUCCUCUCCGCAGCACAAUGUCUUGUGCUGUCUACUUAGAUGGAAACGCCACGCCAAAGUCCAUGAGCAGAGCCAAACGAUGGACUGACGAGGUGGAGAACUUAUACCGAUUCCAACAGGCAGGCUACAGAGAUGAACUGGAAUACAAACAAGUAAAGCAAGUUGACUUGAUCGACAGGUGGCCUGAGACUGGCUUUGUAAAGAAGCUUCAGCGUCGAGACAACACAUUCUAUUACUACAACAGAAAAAGAGAAUGUGAAGACAGGGAAGUCCAUAAAGUGAAGGUCUAUGCAUAUUAAGGUCAGGAAGUGUCCAGCGAUCUCUCUUUUCCAUUUCGAAUAUCUUUUUUGACAUGGUUUUUUUAAGAAGACGUCUGUAGGAAGGAAGGCAACACCAUCCCAGCUGUGGAAUGUAGACCAGUUCACUGAAUAAAGGCUGUGAGGCUGAA
This is a messenger RNA of Salmo salar (Atlantic salmon), 692 nucleotides long. It is a transcript of the gene meig1, whose product is annotated as meiosis/spermiogenesis associated 1. The record is from RefSeq and is a predicted model, not a curated record. Gene Ontology annotation, cellular component: nucleus. Lineage: Eukaryota; Metazoa; Chordata; Actinopteri; Salmoniformes; Salmonidae.